Messenger RNA from Thlaspi arvense, 1344 nucleotides. NCBI's taxonomy places the organism in Eukaryota, Viridiplantae, Streptophyta, Magnoliopsida, Brassicales, Brassicaceae. The record is from the annotation of a GenBank genome assembly.
AUGGGUCAAAAGUUUCACGCUUUUAUGUUCCCAUGGUUUGCUUUUGGUCAUAUGACACCGUUCUUGCAUUUAGCCAACAAGUUAGCUGAAAAAGGUCAUAGGGUUACUUUCUUGCUUCCUAAGAAAGCUCAGAAACAGUUGGAACAUCUUAAUUUGUUCCCAGACACCAUCGUCUUUCACCCGCUAAAGAUUCCUCAUGUUGAUGGCCUCCCUGCUGGAGCCGAGACCGCCUCGGAUAUCCCAGUAUCGCUGGUGAAGUUCUUGUCCGCAGCCAUGGAUCUGACACGCGAUCAGGUCGAAGCCGCAGUUCGUGCCCUGAGACCGGAUCUGAUCUUGUUUGAUAUUGCUCACUGGAUUCCGGAAAUGGCUAAAGAACAUAAAGUCAAGAGUAUGAUGUAUAACGUCAUAUCAGCUAACUGUAUAGCUCAUGACCUUGUCCCUGGUGGUGAGUUAGGAGUUCCUCCACCUGGUUAUCCUUCAUCGAAGGUGUUGUACCGUGGACAUGAUGCUCAUGCCGUGUUGUCCUUCUCCGCCUACUACAAGAGGUUUUAUCAUCGAGUCACCACAGGUCUUAUGAAUUGCGAUUUCAUUUCGAUUAGGACAUGCGAAGAAAUCGAAGGUAAGUUCUGCGAUUAUAUCGAGCGUCAGUACCAGAGGAAAGUUCUCUUGACCGGUCCAAUGCUUCCUGAGCCAGACAAGAGUACACCACUUGAAGAUCGAUGGAGUAAUUGGCUCAACGGGUUAGGACAGGGCUCGGUAGUGUUCUGUGCAUUAGGAAGUCAAAUCACUCUUGAGAAAGACCAAUUCCAAGAACUCUGUUUAGGAAUGGAGCUCACUGGUUUACCGUUUCUUGUAGCGGUGACGCCACCAAAAGGCGCAAAGGCGAUUCAAGAAGCGUUACCAGAAGGGUUCGAGGAGAGGGUGAAGGGUCGUGGAGUGGUUUGGGGAGAAUGGGUGCAGCAACCACUGAUAUUGGCUCAUCCAUCAGUAGGCUGCUUUGUGAGCCAUUGUGGGUUUGGGUCAAUGUGGGAGUCUCUGAUGAGUGAUUGUCAAAUAGUCUUGCUUCCAUAUUUGAAUGACCAAGUUCUCAACACGAGAUUGAUGACCGAGGAACUUGAGGUCUCUGUAGAGGUGCAGAGAGAAGAAACAGGAUGGUUUUCAAAAGAAAACCUGAGCGGUGCGAUCAUGUCUGUGAUGGACAAAGACAGUGAAGUAGGGAACCGGGUAAGGAGGAGCCACGCCAAGUUGAAGGAGGUUGUGGUUAGUCCUGGAUUAUUAACCGGUUACACGGAUAAAUUUGUUGACACUUUGGAGAAUCUAGUCAACGAUACGAAUCUUGAAUGA